Molecule: messenger RNA, 2532 nt
Organism: Puccinia triticina
Lineage: Eukaryota; Fungi; Basidiomycota; Pucciniomycetes; Pucciniales; Pucciniaceae
Exons: 21
Coding region: 1-2532 (843 amino acids)
Cellular component (GO): mitochondrial inner membrane
Molecular function (GO): nucleic acid binding
Source: RefSeq, a predicted model, not a curated record
AUGAUCCUCCCGGUCCGCCCACACCCCACCCCUCCUAGCACCCUUCGUCCGUCCGGGUUCCCUCGCGCGCAUACCCCCCUCAUCGCUCGCCGCAGGGUGUGCACAUCGUCUCAUUCGCUUACCAACGAUGGUCGCACGCCGGCUCACUCGUCGGGCACAUGGAUGUUCUUCAGCGGUCUUUAUCCGAUCAGCCUGGGACGGCUGGACUUCCGAGGCCGUCUACUAGGCUCGACCCCGAAGGAGCUGGAGCGCCGCCUCCGGGCCCUCGCCGAUCUCGCCGGAUACCCUUCUCCGGCUCCGCUCGAGAUCGUCCAGCUCCAGCCGCGCGUCAAGGAGGGCGGCGCAUUCGUCCGAUUCGCCUCGCCUGCUCCCCUCAACCCCGCCCUCCUGCGCACCCACCUUCUCGAUAAAAUUGGCCAUCUCAAUCUCAAGCCGUUCUGGCUGCUCAACACACGCCCUGACGUCCACGUCGUCCAAGGAAAGCCCUGGUUGGAGGACAUGAACAUGUUUCCUAACCGGAAGGUGCAAGUCGAAUUCGACGGCCCGAUCCCCACCCAAGAAGACCUGUGGACAUUGUUCCGCCCGCUUGGCAGGGUUAAGGAGAUUCAUAUGCCCACUCCCAAGGACCCUAUCCAAAUCGCACACGUCACACUCGACGGGACUCGGUCGGCUGCGAUUGCCCGUAGCUGUUUACAUGGCUUCGUCUUCCAAGGAGGCCCAGCGGGCAGCUCGACACGGAUCAGAAUCUUGUACUCCCCCCGAGUACAUGCGAAAACGGCCCGCAAUUGGCUCGGCUCCCAUCCCAAGAUCGUCCUCCCCAUCUUGGCCCUCCUGCUCGGCGGUAUCAGCUACACCUUCUUCGACCCCGUUCGGCAGUUUUUCAUCAAAUCACACAUAAUCGGAACAUUUGAUCUCCAGCAGAAUCCGGUCUUCUCUUGGCUGCAAAAAGAGACUGUCGGUCGCUUGGGCUUCGGGCGUGGCUUGAGUGGAGGCGCGACUGACUUAGCAGGCAGUGCGGUGGAAAAGGAACGAGGCGAUGCGGUGAGAGAGUUGAGUGCGGGGCUGUCCGGCACACCCGGCACCUUUUUCAUCCUCCUCGGGCCCAAAGGGAGUGGCAAAACCCAAGUUGUCCAGUCUGUUCUCAGCGAAAGAAAGAAUUCACUAGUGAUUGAUUGUGCCAGUCUCGUACAAGAUGCAACAAACGAUAACAUCGUCACAUCAAACUUGGCCAAAUCAUUAGGAUAUUUUCCUCAGUUCUCGCUCUUUGCCUCGGUCAAUAAUGCUAUCGAUAUGGCUGCUGCCGGCCUAGUUGGCCAGAAAGUCGGGUUCUCGUCUUCCCCAGAAGAUCAGAUCCAUCAGAUUUUGGAUACUGCGGAGAAGGCUCUGAGAGAUCUGGCCAAGCAAGCCUCCAUCAAUCGACAGUACCGCCACGCCAGUCAACAACCCGAAGCGGGCAAUUCGCAGUCGGAGAAAGAGAGCAUCGUCGAUAUGUUGCAGCAGGUCAUUCAAAGUGUCCCUGUCAUUCGGCAUUUGAAUGAUUCAGAUGUACCAGUUGUAGUUCUUAAAGAUUUCUCGGCCAACGCCUCCGCCAAACAUCAGGUCCUGUGGGAAUGUCUUGCUAGUUGGGCAAGUCGACUGACGGAAAAUGGAACUGCCCAUGUGGUCUUUACUAGCGAGAACUCUGGGGCACUGAAACCUCUCGCCCAGGCUUUUUCAGCUCGACCGGUCAAAUCGAUCGUCUUGACUGAUGCAACUGCCGAUAGCGCCUUGCAAUAUGUCUCGAAGCGAUUAUCGCCUGAUUCCAGCCGGAAGAGCACCGUGUUGGCUAAGGAUUCGAGCCUGAUCGAGAUCGUUGGCGGGCGCUUGACGGAUUUGGACUUGUUGGUUCAGAAGAUCGAAAGUGGUCUGGAUGUGGAGCGUGCGGUUGAAGAGAUCGUGCGCCAGUCGAUGGAAGAGAUCAAGCGGAAAUGUUUCGUCCAUGGCGAGCACGGUCAGACCAAGCAUCUGCCUUGGGCUAAUCACCAGGUUUGGGAUCUCAUCAAGCGCCUAUCAUCCCAUGAUGCGGUCCCAUUGCAUCCAAUCUUGAGCGAAACUUUUGAGGAUGAUCUGUCAGUGCUGUCGGCCUUGGAAUCGACCGACCUGAUCACCCUAUCCACCCACGAGAACGGGGAAACGAUGAUCCGGGUGGGCAAGCCGGUCUACCGGACGGCGAUCCAGCGAUUGCUCUCGCAGGAGCAUUUCGCGGCGACGCACAAUCUCGGCUGGGCCAAGCAGCGGAUGGAGCGGGCGGAAGCGGCGAUCGAAAGCAAGCUGCACGAGCUCGUCGAGCUCGGUAAGCUGUUUCCGACGAUCUACACCGUCGGCAGCGACCGCCAGAGCUGGCUGUUCGGCUCCACUUUGCCUCGCCAGAUCCAGUGGAAGGUCCGCAGGAUACUGGAGGAGCUCAGCCGGCUCGAAGUUCUUGUUGACAGCGCUGGGUUGGAUGUUCAACGCGCCAAGAGUGUCUUGUCCCGUCCAUCCCAGAAGAAGUAG